This is a messenger RNA of Phytophthora nicotianae INRA-310, 519 nucleotides long. RefSeq lists its product as hypothetical. Lineage: Eukaryota; Oomycota; Peronosporomycetes; Peronosporales; Peronosporaceae. The record is from RefSeq and is a predicted model, not a curated record. The transcript has a single exon. Bases 1 to 519 code for a protein of 172 amino acids.
AUGACUCCUCGUAUGGACUUACUGCUGGAGUUUCCCAUGCACGAGCCUUUUUGCAAGCUGAGAUUCCGCCGCUACAUUCUCGCGAAGAAGAAACUGCGUCAGCUUUGUCAAAGGUUGAUUGCUCAAGCGGGAAGGCGAAAGAUUGUUGGCUUCGGUGACUGGAGCAACACCGACGUGAGCGGGCUAAUCAAGGAGUGUCCGGCGGGUCCAGUUAACCCAUUCCAACGAGAGCUGAAGAAGCACUGUCGCGUGGAAUCGAUUGACGAGUUUCGAACAAGCAAGCUUCACUCGGUGUGUCAUUGUGAAAUGAAGAAUCGGUACAGCAAGCGUCUAUGCAAGAAGGAUGGCGUCGAGCGUACGUUGAAGGUUCACAGUGUACUCCAUUGCACCAACAAUGGCUGUCACGGUAUGACUGUGAAUCGAGACGAGAACACUUUGAAGAACAUGCUGAUGCUUCUGAUCGAGUGCAAGCUUCGUAGUCAACCGAGACCACUCGCGUUUUCAAGACCGAGAACGUGA